Mesocestoides corti is the source of this 1650-nucleotide messenger RNA. The record is from the annotation of a GenBank genome assembly. NCBI's taxonomy places the organism in Eukaryota, Metazoa, Platyhelminthes, Cestoda, Cyclophyllidea, Mesocestoididae.
AUGACUUCUUCAAAACAGGAAAGUAAAAAUGACUUUGUUCAUUUCAAGACGUUGCAAGAAUUCCUUUCGAUGACACCAAAUCUUCGCGUGCUUACAUUGGAUGGUUGCCAAGUGGAUAUUGCUGAAGCUUGCGAUGCACUCUAUAAAUCGAAUUGCACUCGCCUGGAGAAGUUAGGUUUGUCCUCAAACAAGUUCGAGACCAGUGCUGAGGUUGUACGAGAUUACUUCGCAUCGUUGAAGUUCCUUCAGCUGCUCAACUUGCAGGAUUCGGUCGGAGACGCUGCAGUCGACGUACUGAAGAUGAUUUUUGAAGGACUUGCGCUCGUGAAAGGUCCGGUUUAUGACCAACUCAGACUAAACCUACAAGACUGCAGACUGGGCCCAGAAGCUGGGAGCUUGAUCGCGAGACAAUUACCCGAACUGAGCCAAGUGACGCAGAUCACUCUCUCCGACAAUCCCUUCGAAAGAUCCAUUUUCGAAAUCAUCAAGUGCUUGCCUAAGUGCCAGCGGCUUGUCCACAUCGCUUUGGGCUCCAGAGACAAGUCAUCUGCAACAGCGCCAGAUAGAACUUUAGACCUUCUAGCCCAAACACUUUCGGAGCCUGCGUGUCUUGGAAGCACGGGGGAAAUGAGCAACUUCUUGAGCAGGAUUGCCGAAAACGGACACCGGCUUAACCACCUCGAUGUCCGGGAUUACGCCCUCAAAGAUGACGAAUCAGGAUGUCUUUUCAAGUUGCUCCAAUACACCACGUCUCCAAUUACAAUUCAGUUCAAUAUAUCUAAUCUAAAACCGAAAACCAUUAUGCGACUGAACUGCCUGAUAAAACGGAAAUGGCCAAUGGCUCGAGUUCAGGUACCAAAUCGGCUCUACGUCGCUCAUGAUGACCAGGUCGUCGUUGUGAUGCACAAACCAUCGGCUGAAAGUGUCGAAAACGCCAUUGUUCCGGUCUUCCCGGAUGUCCAGUUGAUGAUGGAACUCGAGAAAUUCGACGAUGCUUUGCUUACGCCCUCGACAAAAUUCGUUGAAGCUGACCUCGAAUUAACGCGAUAUGAAACAAAGCUAAGACAUUUAAUGCCUAUGGAGAAUGUUGAACAGCUGGAGGCGGCCAUCCCAAAAGUACAUCAGGCCAAUCUUGUUCUCACGGAGUGCUCAAAGCUCCCAACGAUGCAAAUCGACCUGCUGGAAGCAGCUCUGGACCCUGAGAAGUGUAACCAUGCGGUUGACACAGCAGUGGGUGAAAUGCAAGAAUCUCUUCUGAAGUCUUUGGAAGCAUCUUACAAGGAGACAUGCGACUACUUGAGGGACGUUAUUCAUAAAAACUACAGACAGUCUCUGGCCUCAGUUAUCGAAAUGAACUCAGAUCUGAAUGAAAGCACACGCGAAGACAUUUCGUUGAUGCUUAAUCAGCGCCUAAAAUCCGCCAUCCGGUCAACGAUCUUGGAAUUGAAUGUGAGACUGGCGGAGGAAAUGUUGCUCAAGAUCACAAAAGACUUGAAAGAAGAAGUCAAAACCUGUCUAGAAGGGUUUCCCAAAAGAAGGGAGUUUAUGCCUUAUCAAAGAAUGGAGAAGUCAGAGAGUGAAUAUGCUAAUUACUCUGAAACACCUGACGAUUAUGCCUCUCCAAUACCUGGUCAGUACAUUGGGGUCUGA